ACACUUCAUAUCUUUAAUGCACGUUGUUUCUGUCACGUGUCUUCUAAUAAUUAUUUGUAUUCUUUUGCUUUGUGUGUUUAAUCUAGUCUCUGCUGUAUGAUACUUUUGUUAGCCUCCACUUAAAGUAAUGUAGUCAAGCUAGCCCCCACGUGCUGCAGGAAGAGAAGUGAUUUCAAAAUAAAAGCGGCUAUCUGGCCAACGUGAUUUCAAGAUGAGCAACGAAAAAGAUGAGAUGAAAUACAGACUCAACAGUUUAAAUACAACAAAGGAAUAUAAAUGUAUGCAGGGGUAAUAAUUAGAAAGUAGCAUUGAUACAUAUUGCACAUAAUAAAGAAAUAAAUAAGACUAUGUAUUAAUAUUAAAAAACAGUCAAGUAGUAGUUUCUGAGUUCAGUGUGGAUGUGGCUGCAGAGUAAAAACUGUUCAGGAGUCGUCCUGUGUGAGUUAGGCUGUUUGGGCGUUUGGAGGUGUGGCCCCUGAUUGACCUGAGGUGCCGUCUGGAGGGCAGGGGAUCAAACAGGUGGUGAGUGGGAUGCGAGGGGUCACCUGUAACGGCCCUAGUUUUCCUGAGACAGGAGGAGCUGAUGAUGACCUCAAGGGGUAGCAGAGGGCAGCCAAUGAUUUUGGUCAGUGUUAAUGAGCCUCUGCGCUGCCUUCUUGUUCUCUGUAUUGGCCCCUCUGUACCAAACACCCAGGCAGGAGGAAGGCACGCUCUCCACUGAGGAGUGGUGGAAGGCCAGCAGCAGCUCCUGGUCCAGGUUUUUCUUCCUCAGGACACGGAGGAAGUGCAACUGCUGUGAGUUUAGUGGGGACCUUUUUCAGAUGGAGGAGCUCAGUGAGGACUGCAGCCUGAACGAUGAUAUGGUGGAUGGGGACCUGGGUGAUGGGAUAGGAGUCACAACAGCACUCAGCUCCACUAGGAUGAAGAGUGAAAGAGUGAGCGGUCGCUCAGAGAGUCGGCUGCUCAGAACAGACCCGCUGCAGUGCAGCAGUCGAGCAGGAGAGGCCGUCUGGAUUCCUACAAUAAAAACUGCAGAGACACAGCAGAGAGCCCAGUGGGAGCUUUCACACUUUGGCUCACUCGUUGACCUGUCUAAAGAUGAACUCAAGGAAAGACUACAGGAAGCAACUAAGAUGAUAGAUGCACUAUGCUGUGAGCUUGAUGUAGCACACCGUUACUUUGAAGGAAAAUAUGAAGCUCUGAAGAUUCUGCAAGGCAAGGCCAUUCUUGACAAAGCUACAAGUCACACUAAAAGUGUGCUGCAGAAAACUGAGGAGAAAGCCAAAGCACUCGAGAAGGAGGUGAACAGUUUGCAGUGGGAGCUCAGCUUCUCUCAGGCUCAGAUGAAGAAAUCUGAGCAGUCCUGGGAGCACAAGUACAACCGAAUGUCAAGUGAGAACAAGAUUCUGACUGACAAGUUGCAGGAAAUGGAGAGUGAGAGCCAGCAGCUCCGAGCAGAAAACUCUGCCUUGAAGCGACAGUACUUGGAACUUCUCUCCAUGCUGAAUGUGAAGGAGCAGAGAAUUUACCAAGCCACCAAACCUCAGUACAGCCUAGACACCGAGUCAGGUGUUCUCGAGUUGACUGUACUGGGAGCCUGCCAGUGUGUGUUUGAUACUGAACCGUGUCCAUGUAGUCGGACUGCUGCUGCCAGCAGGAAGCAGUUGGUCCAGUUACAACAGGAGCUGGAUGCUCAGCGUUUAAGGAAAGAAGAGGCCUUGAUGGUUGCAGACGCUUUUCGCAUCGCCUUUGAACAACAGCUGAGGAAGCGAAGUGAGGAGUUCCUGCUUGUAGCCGAGGCCAAUAUUAAGAAAUCAAAUCACUCUAAAGCUGAAGGUGCCAACAAGAGUUCUUUAAUAAGUGUAAGUAAGAGGCUGAAGGCAUUGCUUCCCUCUGGUCUGGAGAUGAAAAUGCCUGAUGAACAUUUAGAGACUCUCUACAAGCUGCUGGACUUGCUGAACGACAAGGAGGAGGCCCUGGCCCACCAGAGGAAGGUGAGCAUCAUGCUAGCCCACAGCGCUGAGGAGCUCCAGAGACAGUUGCAUCUGGGUUCCAGCUGCCAGCUGCAGGACCCACCAGAACCCAGGAUUCAACAGAGGCAACCCCAAGGUCCACUGGGGAACCAGAGCCAGUCUCGGAAAACAUCUGAGACAUCAGAACCUGAGGUUCAAGUGCCAUGAGAGUGCAAACUCCAGAGUCCACCACAUCUCUCCGAGUCCAGGACAGAAUCAGAGGGUGUGUGAGGCUCAUCAAAGACUAGCAGUAAGAUACUGGCUAAUUACCAGAGCUUCAGCCAGUUAUCGUCCUGAUCUCCCCACAUGAGGAAAUACACUGAGGGUUCUGUCUGAGCACUCGAGCUUUAUUCUGAAGUCCAAAACUGUGACUGUGAGGUUUAUUUGUGAUUCUAAAUUGUGACCUUUCCAGAAUAUACCCCAGUCCUCUAAUGGCUGGAGUUGCAUUAUAUGUUGUAUUGCAUGUUUAUCCAAUAUUAUAAUUUUAUCUUAGUCUGUAAAAUCAAUUGCUUAUGCAACACAUAACACAACAUCAGCUCUUUGCAAGCAUUUGAAACCAAGGCUAGCGACGGCCCAGAGCGACGUUAAUGUCUCCUAAGCAAAGCUAUGCCAUCCCAGGCAGGCAGGCAGUCUGAUUAUGCAGUCAGCCUCAUAGAGCUAUGGACUAAGAUAGACAAAAGUACUGGGCUACCUCGUUGCCUUUGAAUUCAGGUAUUUCAUUCCAGAUCUUAGCCACGCCCUCUGCCUUUAUAUUUCAUUCUAGAGUCUUUCUCACUGAAUUUGAGGAUGAUGGUAAAUGGCCUGUAUUUGUAUAGCGCUUUACUAGUCCCUAA
This is a messenger RNA of Oreochromis niloticus (Nile tilapia), 2845 nucleotides long. It is a transcript of the gene ccdc125, whose product is annotated as coiled-coil domain containing 125. The record is from RefSeq and is a predicted model, not a curated record. Lineage: Eukaryota; Metazoa; Chordata; Actinopteri; Cichliformes; Cichlidae. The transcript is spliced from 12 exons. Gene Ontology annotation, cellular component: cytoplasm. Gene Ontology annotation, biological process: negative regulation of Rho protein signal transduction; negative regulation of cell motility. The coding region runs from base 636 to 2180 and encodes 514 amino acids.